AUGUUGCGGUACGGUGGUGUAUUUUUUCUAUUAGUCAUCCCUAAGUUAGUGAUUGGUUUUACGGAUUGCCCUCCCGAACGAGAGCACGAAGUGCACAAUGAAGCUAAGCUCCACAAUGACUUAUUAUGCGCAUAUAACUCCGAUUAUCGUCCUGUGCAAGACCACAAAAAUACAAUUAAUGUACGUGUGCGAUUUGCUCUUAAAUAUCUUACUUUCGAUGCCACAGAAGAAAUGUUUACGCUACAUAGUUGGGUGGCCUUAAAUUGGAAAGAUGAAUAUUUGACAUGGACACCCAAUGAUUACGGUGGUAUAACGGAAAUCCAAUUAGAGAGCCACGAAAUAUGGUCUCCGCGCAUGGCCUUGUUCAACGCAGAUGCAUCAUCCUAUCCAUCGGAUUCCUUUUAUACAACAUGUUUAGUCAAUUCCAGUGGAACGGUUACUUGCGUCCCGCAGGUAGUACAUUCGGGAAUUUGUCGCACAUCUCUUCGUAGCUGGCCUUACGAUACACAAAAUUGUACACUCUACUUCGGUUCGUGGAUGCAUACUGGCGAGCAAGUGAACUUUACGUUUUAUAAUCAUAACCCGAUAGUGCUCGAUGACCACCAAGAUGGACCCGGCUGGAAACUCUUGAAGGCUUACAACGAACGUCUACCGGGAAAAUAUAGCUGCUGUCCAAAUAGCACAUAUCCUAUGUUAAAAUACACUUUCACGUUACAGAGGGAAGCGGCCGGACCUGCGGCUAUUGUAGUCAUUCCAUCGAUCGCCAUCGUGAUAUUAACAUUAACAAGCAUGCUCUUAGAAAUUAAGGAUAACACCAGGCUAAUGUUGAUAUGUUUUAGUUUAUUUGCACAUUUUGUAUUUCUAACAGAAAUUGGAUUUAUUAUACCUAAAUUUAGUUCUGAUACGCCCAUUAUUUUGCUGUUUAUUCGCGAUUCGAUGUUAGUGACUCUAGUAGGAGUCUUAAUAACAUUUUUGCUGAUGUCUAUAAGAAAACGUGCUGAGCCUGUUCCAGGGUGGAUUUUAACUAUCAAUCACAUCAUUACUUCCAGUCCAGGAAAAUACGUGAUAUUUACAGAAUUUGAUCCAAAUGAAGUACUUGAAGAGAAAAAUAUCACUGAGGGCUCCAGCACUAGUAAUGACAAGACGCGAGUUGCUAUGGAUUGGAUACAAUUUGCGAACAUUAUCAACACCUUUGUAUUUAUAGUGAUAUGUCUUACAUAUUUAGUUUUAAUCAUUAAUUACAUUCCCAGAGACUCG
This is a messenger RNA of Brenthis ino (lesser marbled fritillary), 1257 nucleotides long. Lineage: Eukaryota; Metazoa; Arthropoda; Insecta; Lepidoptera; Nymphalidae. The record is from the annotation of a GenBank genome assembly.